Erigeron canadensis is the source of this 3761-nucleotide messenger RNA. Its product is annotated as histidine kinase 1-like. Lineage: Eukaryota; Viridiplantae; Streptophyta; Magnoliopsida; Asterales; Asteraceae. The coding region runs from base 94 to 3642 and encodes 1182 amino acids. Gene Ontology annotation, biological process: phosphorelay signal transduction system; phosphorylation. The transcript has 13 exons. Gene Ontology annotation, molecular function: phosphorelay sensor kinase activity. The record is from RefSeq and is a predicted model, not a curated record.
CCAAAGUUCUUUCAACUCAUAUAUUCUGGUUCAAACUUCUUAUUAAAGUUUCAUGGUCUUUUCUUUCUUAUUCUAUGAUUUUAGAAAAAUAAAAUGACACAUAAAGAAAAAACAUCCAACUAUGUGAUCACUAGAUCAUCAAAUACAACAAUGACAUCUUUUCUGAAACGAGUUUUCGGUAGAGUUCAUACUGCUGUAAAUUCAUGGGAAAAGAACCAUUCGCCUUGCAGGCAAAGAAGUCUACAUAGAGAUGUCGAACAAGAAGAAAUUCAGUGCACCAGUACUAAUUGUCUGUCUUCAUACUAUAGCGUCUUUGUAGCUCGACUUGCUAUCAUGGUAAUGUUGGCAAUUCUUAUCGGUCUGUUAACGCUUCUCACAUGGCAUUUCACUAAAGUGUACACAAAAACAUCAUUAAACGCUUUAGCAUAUGGUUUGCGCUAUGAAUUAUUACAACGUCCAGUAUUACGUAUGUGGAGUAUACUAAAUUCAACUGUGGAAAUAACAACAGCUCAAGUUCAGAUCUCAGAAUACGUGAUCAGGAAAUACAACAAACCUGAAAACCAAGCACAGCAAGUUGAGUUAUAUGAAGUUAUGAGGGAUCUCACUUGGGCAUUAUUUGCAAGUCAUAAAGCUCUAAAUUCGAUAUCGAUAAAGUACAAAAAUGGCUUUGUUCAGGCAUUUCAUAGGGAUCCAAGAGAUAAUAGUACAUAUUAUAUAUACUCUGAUCUUACAAAUUACACAAUGGAUGGACCUUAUGAUGUCAACAUAUCAUCACCACACCAAGGGUGGAAUGAUCAAACUAUACAUAGUAACAUAUCAGCAAUAUGGUACCGAGAAGUACUGGAUCCCGAUACUGGUGAAAAGAUAGGAAAACAAAAGGCUAUUCCACCAGACGAAUUAAUAAAUAUUGCUGGAAUUUCUCAAGUACCAUAUGGUGCACCUUCAUGGCAUGUGGCAGUGAGUAAAUUUACAAACUCUCCAUUGCUGUCUGCUGCUAUGCCAGUUCGAGAUGCGUCUCAGGGAAGUAUAGUUGCCGUUGUAGGUGUCACCACCGCUCUUUAUAGUGUCGGUCAGCUUAUGAAAGAACUUGUGGGGUUUCAUAGUGGACAUAUUUAUUUAACUUCACAAGAAGGUUGGUUGUUAGCUACUUCUUCAACGACUCCAUUGUUGAGGAACUCGUCGACUGGACCCAAGCUCAUGAUGGCUGUUGAUUCACAAGAUUGGGUCAUACAAACUGGAGCCAAGUGGCUACUAAAGGCUUAUGGAAACAAACCCCCACCAAACCAUGAAGUUCACAUACAGAAUGCCAAAUUAGGCAAUGAGCUCUAUUAUAUCGAUUCGUUUUUCUUGAAUUUAAAGCGGCUUCCUAUGGUUGGAGUUUUAAUAAUACCCAGAAAGUAUAUAAUGGGGAAAGUGGACGAGAGAGCUUUUAAGACGUUGAUGAUACUGAUAUCUGCAUCUGUGUGCAUAUUAGUUAUAGGAUGUGUGUGCAUAUUUGUGUUGACGAAUGGAGUGUCUAAAGAAAUGAAGCUACGGGCAGAACUAAUUAGCCAUUUGGAUGCACGAAGGAAGGCUGAGGCAUCCAGUAACUACAAGAGCCAGUUUUUAGCGAACAUGAGUCAUGAACUGAGAACACCAAUGGCUGCAGUCAUAGGAUUGCUGGACAUUCUUAUGUCCGAUGAAUGUCUCACAAACGAGCAAUCUGCAACAAUUACCCAAAUUCGUAGAUGUUCAACAGCACUCCUACGGCUUCUCAACAAUAUUUUGGACAUUAGCAAGGUUGAAUCAGGAAAACUGGUGCUUGAAGAAGCAGAGUUUGACAUGGGCAGGGAACUUGAAGGACUAGUCGAUAUGUUCUCUGUGCAGUGCAAAAACCACAAUGUGGAAAUCGUUAUAAAUCUCUCUGAUGAUAUGCCAAAAAUAGUUCAAGGAGACUCUGCUAGAUUUGUUCAAAUAUUUGCUAAUUUGAUUAGCAAUUCUAUCAAAUUCACAACAUCAGGAUACAUUAUUCUGCGAGGAUGGUGUGAAGAUCCACAUUCUUGUAUUGCUAAUGGAAAAUUUCCCCUGGAUCGUAAAGCUUUAUGGUCCUGCAAGAAAGACAACAAAUUGAUUCUUUGGUUUGAAGUUGAGGAUACUGGCUGCGGAAUCGAUCCAAGCAAAUGGGAGUCGGUAUUUGAAAGCUUUGAACAAGCUGACCCAUCUACUACUAGAUUGCAUGGUGGAACCGGUCUUGGACUAUGCAUCGUUAGAACUCUGGUAAACAAGAUGGGUGGACAAAUCAGAGUUGUCAAGAAGAAUGGACCAGGGACUCUAAUGCAGCUUUAUCUCCUACUCGGUACACCAGUAGAUAUACCACGAGACAACUACAAGUUAAAGUAUGCAGAUCAUAACUUGAAGGUAGUUCUUGCGCUAAAUGGAUGUAUGGGUCGGAUGAUUUUGUCUCAAUGGCUACUUCAAAUUGGAGUGCCUGUCUGGGAUGCAUCCGAGUGGAAUGAACUGACACACAUACUUCAAGAUCUCUUUAUACCUGCACGUUAUGCCCGAAGUAUAACAUACGAGUGUUCAAAAGUUGGACCUUUGAACAAGAAAGAAAUGGAGGUUUCGAUUUUCAUUAUAGUCGUUGAUAUUGGACUACUAAAUUUAAGCACGGACAUAUGGAAAGAACAGCUUAAUUUCCUGGAUACUUUUAACAGGAGAGCAAAGUUUGCUUGGGUUUUAAAUCAUGAUACCUCUAAUUCCAUUAAGAUAGAGCUUCACAACAGAGGACACUUGUUAAUGGUAAACGAACCGUUAUACAAGGCAAAGGUGAUUCAGAUAAUGGAAGCUGCUAUAAAAGAAAAAAUGAAUUCUCAUAGACAUACUAUUGUAGGAGGUGACACACACGAGUUUCUUGAAAUCGAUAAUGUGCAUUCAGAUCCAGAGAGUUCAAACGACUCUGAAAAGUCUGAAAUCAAUUCAAGUUCAGUUGGAAUGUUUCAAGCUGAGGAAACAUGGCGCACACUUUCGUCUUCACGAUAUGGAACUGCAAAAAGCUGUUUUCUUGAACUAACUGAGAUCUCUACAGAGCGGAACAAAUUGCACACGAAUGAAAAGGUUCCAUUGGCUGUCUCUUCAAGAUGCAAUUCAAAUUGUGCAGAACCUGGAGAGAAGGCAAUGAACGGACAGAAAUCUCUACAAGGUGUGCGGAUUUUGCUGGCAGAAGAUACACCAAUACUCCAGAGAGUGGCGACUAUAAUGCUUGAAAAGAUGGGCGCUACAGUUGUAGUUGUAGGAGAUGGGUUGCAGGCUGUGGAAGCUCUUCAAAUUCUACAAACUGAAGAUGGAUCAGAAACUCCAACCAAAAUGACCAAUGUUCCACCAUAUGAUUUAGUACUCAUGGAUUGUCAGAUGCCUAAAAUGGAUGGUUAUGAAGCGACAAAAGCAAUCCGAAGGGCAGAAAUGGGAACAGAGUUGCAUAUUCCAAUUGUUGCAUUGACAGCCCACGCAAUGUCAUCAGAUGAAGCAAAAUGCUUAGAGGUGGGGAUGGAUGCAUAUCUAACAAAGCCGAUAGACUGCAAGCUUAUGGUUUCCACCAUUUUGUCGUUAACUAAGUUACAACCUAUUUCUCACAUAAUAAGCAGCCAAAAACAAUCUAUUAUUUGAUAACUUAGAAUAUCAACAACAGUUUUAUAAAAAUAUAUCAAGGUAUAGCAGAAAUAGUAGCAUACAGGAGGAGAUUUUUGACAUAAAGAAAUGACAAAUGCAUAGUAGUUCCUUUUUUU